GGUAAUCGAAGCGCGUCCUGCGCUUCGCUGUUGUUCCGCGUUCGCCUCUUGGACGUUGAGUCGCAACUUUGACCGAAUAGCCUGCUUGACUAAAAUCGAAAAACACAUUGAUGGUUAGAAUGAAUUUACUUGCAUUCUUUGUUUUGGCUGUGCAAAUAUACAGCGUGACGCCUGUCAUUCACACGCUCAAUUAUUUCGAUACGGCCUCUCAAGUUGCAAAGCUACCAGAGUACUGGGAGGCCGCGUAUGUUGACGGCGUUCAGAUUCUGCACUUUGACAGCAACCACAGGAAAGCAAAAGCGAAACAAGACUGGGUGGACAAAAUCACAGAAGAUGAUCCGCACUACUGGGACAGAAAUACGGCGAAUAGUAUUGCUACUGAGCAGGUCUUCAAAGUCAACAUUGAAAUCGCUAAAAAGCGCUUCAACCAAACUGGAGGUGUUCACAUGCUUCAGAGGAUGCAGGGCUGUGAAUGGAAUGAUGAGACUGGGGAGGUUGAUGGUUGGCUGCACGACAGUUACGAUGGAGAAGACUUCAUAUCAUUUGAGCUGAAGACGAUGAGCUGGAUCGCAGCACAUCCGCAAGCUUUCAUCACCAAACUCAAGUGGGACCAAUUGGACGAGAGGAAUCAAUACUAUAAGAAUUUUUUCACUGAGGAGUGUCCUUUAUGGUUGAAGAAGCACGUGAGCAACGGGAGGGACUUCCUGACCAGAACCGAGCUUCCCACGGUGUCUCUCCUGCAGAAGACGCCUUCCUCUCCAAUCACCUGCCACGCCACGGGUUUCUACCCCAGGACGUCGGACCUCUUUUGGAGGAAGGACGGCCAGGAGAUCCACGAGGACGUGGAGAUGGGGGAGACCCUCCCCAACCACGACGGAACCUUCCAGACCACGGCCGACCUGAAAGUGGAGCUGACGCCCGCCGCGGAGGGCCGCUACGAAUGCGUGUUCAAACUGGAUGGCGUCCGGGAGGAGAUGGUCACCAAGCUGUACGCCAAAAGCAUCCUGAGCAACGUGCGCAUCCAGGAAGAGGAAGACAGGAAGAAGGCGGUGGCCAUCGCUGUCCCGCUGGUGGUCCUGGCUCUGGUGGCGAUGGCGGUGGCGCUGGGGGUGUUCCUGGCCAAGCGUCCCAAAAGCCAAAAAGGUGAACGACGACACAAACUUGGAAAUGUUUCUUAUUUCAAAUUGAAAUGCAGCUGAUGCACUUUGUUUAAAACAGGCUGUAUGCAUAGUUUAUAGUCAAUUCUAAUUGUAUUUACUUUCUGGGUCAUCUCGCUGCUUUUCAGACUCGCACUACUCAACUCGCUACGUUGAUUUUAGUAUCUCUAAAGUGCUAAUUAUGAUCGUUCCCACUUUGGGCUGUAACAAGACUGAUUCAUUGUAUUUAUUCUUAUCACUUUAUUCUGAGGGCAUUUUAUUGAUCAGUUUGAGCAGAAAGUUUUCAAUCAAUAACGACCAUUUGGAUCACAAAGCAUCUAGUUAUCAAGUUAUUAUUGAUGAUGGAUGUCAUGAGAAGUGAGGACAGUUCACAGCAAGUACUGCAAAUCAUAUUUUAGUCAAUAGAGGGCGCUACAAGACCGGUACAAGAUCUUGUAGCGCCACAUCAGCUGGGGCAAAACUGACACUCGUCAUCCAAAACGAAAUUUGAAAGACAGCAAAUUGUUUACAAAUGCUUUAUUUAAGAUAAGAGUGUUAGUGCCGUUAAGUGAACUUCAUGUACCUUAUCAGCUAGCUUUAUAGUAGACGGGAAUACAUUGCUCUAACUGUUGGAAGUUUAAGUUCAUACAUUUGGAAAAUUAAAAAAAUGACACAAAUCAAAGUGGUGCACACCAGCAUAAAUAUGCAAACGAUGAACUAUGGAAAAGCCAUCGUACAUUAAUUAAAUGUUAUACAGGAGAGUAUGUAAUUAAUAAUUAACAUUUCACGAGAAUGGAAAUAAAAUUGUAUCUAAUCUUUCCAAGAAAAUCUUUAUAUAGCCUCCUGAAUAUUAUAUAAAUAAUAAAUACUCGAGUUGUUCGAAUUGUUUUCUUUUUAUUCAUUUAUUUUUGGCAAAUUAAAAAGUGAGAACAGAGUAGGCAAUCAGUGAUUUGUAACAAAACUGGCCAUAGUUGAAUCUUUCACCCAGCGCUCCACUUUUCCACAUGCAAUAUGGCGGCAAAGUUGACCUACGUUCAGCAAUCAAGCUGGGUUUAUGGAUAUUUUCAAUGAUAAAAACCCUCGACGGUCACGUGAUUUCACGGAAAGCCAAACUUUAAUUUACGUUGUAGUUACGCAGCCCACCAGGGGGCGGCGCUGUUUCAACGAGUGGUUUAU
Molecule: messenger RNA, 2312 nt
Organism: Syngnathus acus (greater pipefish)
Lineage: Eukaryota; Metazoa; Chordata; Actinopteri; Syngnathiformes; Syngnathidae
Product: major histocompatibility complex class I-related gene protein-like
Exons: 7
Coding region: 111-1199 (362 amino acids)
Biological process (GO): immune response
Cellular component (GO): external side of plasma membrane
Source: RefSeq, a predicted model, not a curated record